This is a messenger RNA of Diaporthe batatas, 3754 nucleotides long. RefSeq lists its product as uncharacterized. NCBI's taxonomy places the organism in Eukaryota, Fungi, Ascomycota, Sordariomycetes, Diaporthales, Diaporthaceae. Bases 2002 to 3366 code for a protein of 454 amino acids. The transcript has 4 exons. The record is from RefSeq and is a predicted model, not a curated record. Gene Ontology annotation, molecular function: DNA binding.
GCCCUGGCGCUGACGCUUGCUGCUGGGACCGAGUCAUCCCAAGUUCUUGUCCAAGAGAUUCAAGACAAAGACUUGGCUCUGGCCUGAACCCGAUUGCCGGGACGUGGAUAGCGCCCGGGCGGUGGAAAUACUCCGUGUUUGAUAUUAUAUAUCUCGUGUGUAGAAGCAGCCCAGGCCAGACCGCCGCGCGCAAGCACGGCCUGGACUGUGGAUCCGUUCCCUCUUUUUUGUUUUCUUACAAUUUCCCCAGACUAUUGCGUCAACAAACACCCGGCGACGUCUGCCCCCACUGCCCGCAAGGAGAACUAGUUGAGGGAGGGCAAGGGCAAGGGCAAGUCGAACCACCCACCCACACAAAGACCCAAGGCAAGACCGAGCACACGCCACUCUUGAGGCGGCGAGGAGAAGAAAGCGGCUGCGUAGUCAGAAAAUAAGGACCGCCAGAAGGACAGGAGGAGCCGAAACCGGCCAGAGGUUGUCAGCUCGGCAAGUCAGGCAGACAAGCGACAAGGAUCUGCGAGAAGGAACCGAGACCUUGAAGAAGUUGACCAAAAGACGACGAGACUAUUUUGGAAGCAUCGGCACCCGCCGGGCCUCGACCUGGUGGACUCGACCGACAACCCGGGUUACAUCUGGGUUGGCAGGUUGGCUUGAGAGGCGCCCUGUUGGCUGCUGGCUGCUGGCUGUUGGCUGCACGCUGCAUCAAGCGGCCUGCAGCAUCUUCCCAGUCGCUCCAACAAUAGUCGGCCACUCGAGCUGUCGAGGCACAGCCAGUUGUGCCGGUGGCGACGGAGAACAGGCCUGGAUCGGGCAAACACACGACGCCAGGUGAGUGAGAGGGUGAGAGAGAGAUGAGAGAGGAUGAGCAAUAGUGAUUUCCCCUUCAUGUCAUGACCACCCACCACCGACAUCAGCACCAGCCAGGCACCUCCUAGCCUUAGCCACAAGCCAUUCCAGGGCCCAGAUCGUCCAGACAGACCUACACGUCUGUCUGUCUUUCUCCCUUGCUGAGGCCACGCCAGUGCCAGUCGUACUCAUCUUGCUCUUUUUCUUCUUUUUUUUUUUUUUUUUUUUUUUUGCCGCAUUCGUCGUGUUCCUGUUCUUAUUUUUAAACACUCAGCAAAGACCCCACCUUGCACCAGCCUUUUUGUUUCGAGGGAUCCGAAUACCAAGCCCGCCUAGGGAUUGAGCCAAGCUUCUUUGCUCUUUCCUGACACGACCCUGUCUGGCCCACCACUUAGCCGCGUACCCGUGCCGUACCGUGCCUGCACCGCAGAGUGCAAAGGUACACGCUGACUACCGGCUACCUGCUACCCAGACGCACGCAGACACAGGCACUUGGCUCUCGCUUGCCGUGUGUCCGAAAAUAACCUGAAUUUAACCUUAAAUUCUGCGACACCCGACCCUGGAUCGCCGACUGCAAACCGCCCUCUCUCGCGCCCGAUUACGACCGGCGAGCCACAACACCAACCAACCAGCCUCGGAGACACCCCGUCUCGACAGACACGCAGGAAACAGCAAUACCAAGGGGAUCCACGGACCCCCUCCACACCAAAUUUCACACCCUCGGCCAGCCAGCCUCCCUCGGAUUCAGAGAGGGUCUGCUCACUGCGUCCGGCCCCCCUCCCCCCUUCAUAUUCACGCAGCCCCUGCCCAACCGCACAUCACAGCGCAACAACGCCAAUCAAAGGCCGAUCAGCCGGGUUACUCCUCCCGGUGGGGCGAUUGACAUAGCGCCGCGCAAGCCUCGCUCCUCCUGAGUUGCAGGACAGGGUGUUGGUACCCUAUCCAGACAACCAUAUUUUAAAAGUUACUUUUCUCGAUUCGAAUAGCGGGCCCACCCUGCAGAUCUGGGGGCCAUCUAGAUUUCGGUUGCACUUGUAUUUAGGAACUUGAGCAGCCUGCCACACUGCUGGGUCCUGGCCUUUUUUCCUCCCACACGUCUGUCUCUCCCACUUCACCAACCACCAAACCACCCCUCCAGCCUAGCCUUCACAUCCCAUGGCUGUGCGACAGAAUAACAUGAUGGAAACAUACCACGGUCUCGUGCGGACUCCCGCAGACGCCAUCAAACUAUUCGAGGCCUGCAGGCUCGGCCUGCUACCCCGUGUGCAGCGCAGGUUAUCAGAGAAGGAGCGCCAGUCCAUCCGGUCCGGGUCCGUCUUCGUUUGGGACGAGAGGGAGGCCGGCAUGCGCAGGUGGACAGACGGGAAGUCAUGGAGCGCCAGCAGGGUCUCGGGGAGCUUCCUCACCUACCGGGAAAUGGAAGGCAAGCGUGGAGGUGGCUUCGGCGCAUCGAGGAGGAGUGCCGGCAAGACACCAGACUCUGGCCGCGGCAGCGACGAGGACAACGACGACGGUGAGCCCGACGGGUACCGGUACAAGGCCGACGGCCUCAUGAAGCAGUCCUUCAGCAUCACCACCUCCCAGGGCCAGCACCUCCACCUCAUCUCAUACUUCUCGCGCCCACACCCCAGCGAGCCAGAGCUCCCACAACCCAGCUCGGACCCCAGCCUGAGGCACAUCGUGCCCGUCAAGGGCAUGUACCCAGAGUCGAGCAUGAACGAGCAGCCCGUCCCUGCCAUGACCAGGACACCCAUGGCGUCGGCAUACGCUCCAGCACCACCACACCCAGCAGCAGCAUACCACCCACAAUACGCACAACAGUCGCCAUACCCAGGCUGGCCGCCAUCGCCUGUCGCGACGCCGCCUUACAGCCACUACACGGUGUCGGCUCCUUACCCGCCAACGCAACUUCCCCCACCGCCACCACCUCCAUCGGCCGGCGCUCCAUACCCGCCUCCCCACCACGGUCAUCCCCACCACUACAUCCCAGGGCCACCUCCUUCGCAUCCUGCCUUCGACCGUCCCCAGCUGCCACCGCCGGGAUCCGCCUCGCAGCCAAGGGUCACCCCGUCGAUGCUGCCACAUUACAGCCAAGGGCCACCCCACAGGUCACCUCACCUGGCGCAGAUCAGGAUAAACGACGAGUCGCCACGUCUGCAACACCUCCAGCUGAAGGCAGGCGGUGGUCCCGGAAGGACGAUGCCAGGGCCUCUUCCCUCGGUACAUGCCUCAACGCCACCGCCUCGCGCACUGUCACAGUCGCCGCCCAACGCCAACGGUAACAAGGCCAGCCUGUCGGCGCUGCUACACCCGAACCCGACGCCAUCGAACUCGGAGCCAACCAGCGCAGCAGGGAGCAACAGUGCGACAAGCAGCCCACGCGGGGCGGGCGCAGCAAUGGGCAGCGGUGUCAUGAGCAGUGCCGCCAUGGGAAGCGGUGCCGCCGCAGGGUUGAUGGCAAAGGGCUUCCACGAGGACGCCAGAGCCUUGGACGUUCUCAACAAGAAGUUCUCCAUUUGAUUUUUGUAUCAGCGGAAGGGGCUCCAGCGAGCACACAGAAUAUCGGGCAUGGUGACCUGGGAGCUGGGAAAGGGUGGUCAUUUGCAUUGUUACGGCGUCGACAUUGGAAUCAGCGAAAAGCUCUCUGCUUUCCUUCGCGGUACGGAUUUGGGGGGCUAUCUUUGAUACUGUUCAAUUUUUUUCAUGUUCCAAUUCAAGGCAUGGUCAGGUCCAACAUUUUCCAGCAGGUUUGUACCACUGGAAGCGGCGUCACGGAGGAAAUACCAAGGAAGAUAUCGGUGGGACUGCCACCAAGGCGGAUAUAUGCACUUUAGGUAGCAUCAGCUGGUGUGAUCACUCUCACCCAGCCUAGAUAGCUUUUGCGAACACUGGAGCUAUUUUGUUGUCA